GAAGAGGCAGAAGAAUGGAGCACCAGUACUCGGGCGGAGGAGGAGGAGGAGGGAGCGGGAGCUGGAAUAUGAUCCCCAGCGUGCCGACCCACAGUAACCCAUCUACGCCAUCCAGUCAGGACCAUCUUUACCUCCAACAACACCAACACCAAUUUCAGCAGCAGCAACAACAACAGCGUCUCCUUCUCCAACAACAACAGCAACAGCAAAAUCAACAGCAGCAGCAGCAACAACAACAGCAUCAGUCUCUCGCCUCCCACUUCCAUCUCUUCCACUUGGUGGAGAAGUUAUCAGAUUCGGUUGAGACCGGGACUAGGGACCCGCAGUCUGAUGCAUUGAUUAGUGAUUUGAACAACCAUUUCGAGAAGUGCCAGCAGCUGUUGAACUCCAUAUCGGGAUCCAUUGCCACCAAGGCUAUGACGGUGGAGGGACAGAAGCGGAAGCUCGAAGAGAGCGAGCAGUUGUUAAAUCAGCGGAGGGACCUGAAUACUAAGUACAGAAAUUCUGUUGUUGACCUCCUCAAGUCUGAGCCUUAGCAAAUUGUGGUGUAGUCUUGUUGCAGUUUGAGCUAUGCACAACUGAAAUUCUGAAGGCAAGCUGGAAAAGUUCUGUUGUACAAGUACAACUUAAUUUUGGCAGAUAAGCUUUCUCAAGUUAUGGUUGUAUAGCGGUACUGAUUGAUUCUGUACCCAAGUACUACUUAAUUGUGGCACAUAAGCUUUGUCACCUUAUGGUUGUACAGCGGUACUGAUUCAUUCUGCAUCAGCUGGUUUUAGCUAAGAAAUAGUUGCAAUUUCCUCUGCUCCUUUUAUCUUUUGAACAAAUAAAUGGAAUUUGAUGGGUUCUCAACACUAUGUAUAAUGAAAUCCAAGCCCUUGGCUUUGGGAUGCACUUUGGUCACUUAUAAAUCUAGGGAGUUUUCUCUUUAUCUGUGUCUAUGAGUGAAUGGAAGAUUAGCUACAUUUUAUCAUCAAUUUCGUACAUAGUAAAACAAGGGCAGAACUGCAUUUGAAGUGUACUUCGUAAGAUGAACGAAGCUCAAGUCCCAACCCUUAAAAUAAGAUGCUUUGGUAUGCACCUCCUGGAUGUACUAUACACCAAAACCCCCUUCCGCGUUUGUUAAAUGGGUUUUACUUCUUCUGAAUCCUUGUUGCUGUCUUGCUCUAAGCAAUGA
Molecule: messenger RNA, 1174 nt
Organism: Fragaria vesca subsp. vesca
Lineage: Eukaryota; Viridiplantae; Streptophyta; Magnoliopsida; Rosales; Rosaceae
Product: mediator of RNA polymerase II transcription subunit 9-like
Exons: 6
Coding region: 15-536 (173 amino acids)
Cellular component (GO): mediator complex
Source: RefSeq, a predicted model, not a curated record